Messenger RNA from Pan troglodytes (chimpanzee), 970 nucleotides. RefSeq names its product neuritin 1 like (gene NRN1L). The record is from RefSeq and is a predicted model, not a curated record. NCBI's taxonomy places the organism in Eukaryota, Metazoa, Chordata, Mammalia, Primates, Hominidae. The transcript is spliced from 3 exons. Gene Ontology annotation, cellular component: plasma membrane. The coding region runs from base 387 to 863 and encodes 158 amino acids. Gene Ontology annotation, biological process: nervous system development; neuron projection extension.
UUGGUUUGUCUUUGGUGUGACUCUCAUAACUGCCGUCUGUUCGUUCUCUGCCCAUCUCUUCCCCGUGGAGCUCUGUCGAGGCCAACCCAGCCAAGGGGCCGGGUUACCCACUCAUCUGCUCCAACUGCCUUCCCAGAUCUCCCUUCUCCCUCCUUCUAUGGGGUGAGGGUCCAGGGGCCUGCCCAGCACCAGCCUGUGCUCCUGCGAAUUUCUGCUCUCUGAGGUCUUCUCGCUCCUUUUCCCAUCUGGGUGUUGGAGGCGGAGCCGCCGGCUGGGUUCGGAGCCCCACCCCCAGCUCCCAUCCAAUCACCGUCCCUGCCUCCGGGGGCUGGGCGGACGGGCUGCACUCCAAGCAGCUAGCUCCCGCACUAGGCUCUCAGCCAGGGAUGAUGCGCUGCUGCCGCUGCCGCUGCUGCUGCCGGCAACCACCCCAUGCCCUGAGGCCGUUGCUGUUGCUGCCCCUCGCAGCUGCAGCGGGCCCAAACCGAUGUGACACCAUAUACCAGGGCUUCGCCGAGUGUCUCAUCCGCUUGGGGGACAGCAUGGGCCGCGGAGGCGAGCUGGAGACCAUCUGCAGGUCUUGGAAUGACUUCCAUGCCUGUGCCUCUCAGGUCCUGUCGGGCUGUCCGGAGGAGGCAGCUGCAGUGUGGGAAUCACUACAGCAAGAAGCUCGCCAGGCCCCCCAUCCGAAUAACUUGCACACUCUGUGCGGUGCCCCGGUGCAUGUUCGGGAGCGCGGCACAGGCUCCGAAACCAACCAGGAGACGCUGCGGGCUACAGCGCCUGCACUCCCCGUGGCCCCUGCGCCCCCACUGCUGGCGGCUGCUCUGGCUCUGGCCUACCUCCUGAGGCCUCUGGCCUAGCUUGUUGGGUCGGGUAGCAGCGCCCGUACCUCCAGCCCUGCUCUGGCGGUGGUUGUCCAGGCUCUGCAGAGCGCAGCAGGGCUUUUCAUUAAAGGUAUUUAUAUUUG